Neltuma alba is the source of this 1099-nucleotide messenger RNA. RefSeq names its product lipid droplet-associated hydrolase-like. Gene Ontology annotation, biological process: lipid storage. NCBI's taxonomy places the organism in Eukaryota, Viridiplantae, Streptophyta, Magnoliopsida, Fabales, Fabaceae. Gene Ontology annotation, molecular function: lipase activity. Gene Ontology annotation, cellular component: lipid droplet. The coding region runs from base 19 to 1053 and encodes 344 amino acids. The transcript has 14 exons. The record is from RefSeq and is a predicted model, not a curated record.
AGCCCAAAUUACUAUCAUAUGCUUCACUUUCUUGCUUCAUCCACUGUCCGAAUCAUCCCUCAACUGCUUCGCAGUUCUUGGACCAUUAUUACCGCCAACUGCGCAGCUACCAAUAUGGUUACUGAAAGUCUACUUUCUAAAACUAAGAAGCGUGCCAAUUUUCGAUUGUGCAAUGUAUCGAGUUACACCACUGAAUUAUUGGAGAUUCGGGCCGAGGAUCCAAGUUUUCAUGUUCUAUUUAUACCUGGAAACCCAGGUAUUAUCACAUUUUAUGUGGACUUCAUUGAAUUUCUAUAUGAACAGCUUGGAGGAAAUGCAUCUAUCACAGCUAUCGGCCACAUCUCUCACACAAUGAAGGAUUGGGAACGUGGACGGUUAUUCUCAUUAGAAGAACAGAUUAAUCACAAGGUUGCUUUCAUCAGAGAGGAAUUGCAAAAUGCUGGCAUUCCUAUUCUACUGGUUGGACACUCUGUUGGUUCAUACAUUUCCAUCGAGGUUUUUAAGAGGUCUCCAGAAAAGGUCAAAUAUUGCAUUGUGCUUUAUCCAUUUUUGACAUUAAACCAUCAGUCAAGAAAGCAAACUAAUAUUUUUAAGUGCGCAAGAUCCCCAUUCAUAUCUACUGCUUUUAGUUACACGAUAGCAUUAUUAGGAUUGCUGCCUACAUGGGCCUUUGAGUUUUUAGUCAGAAAAUCUCUUGGGGCAUCCUGGUCCGCCAACGCAGUUGAGGCUGCAUGCUCUCACUUGUCAAAGUAUCAUACUAUGCGGAAUAUCCUCUUUAUGGCGGAGACUGAAAUUGAAAAGCUUUCAGAGACACCCGACUGGGCCUUCAUAAGAGAAAGAAAGACUCAACUUGCAUUUUUAUAUGGUGUUGAUGAUCACUGGGGUCCACUUGAAGUUCAUGAAGAGCUUUCCAGACAGGUUCCAGAUGUUACCUUAACAAUCGAAAGAGAAAAUCACACCCAUAGUUUCUGUUGCACAGAGGAGGGCUCAUUAUGGGUGGCUCAGCACGUGUCUAGCUUACUCAAGGAUCAGAUGACAUGCAAAAGCACAUAAGUUUGAAACAAGGUUCAAAACAUGGCAUAAGUUGCUGCCGGGAAAA